Cetraspora pellucida is the source of this 1068-nucleotide messenger RNA. NCBI's taxonomy places the organism in Eukaryota, Fungi, Glomeromycota, Glomeromycetes, Diversisporales, Gigasporaceae. The record is from the annotation of a GenBank genome assembly.
AUGAGAGCUAUUACACAUCCAAAUGAUUUUACAAUGCCUGAAAUUCCAAUAUCUGAUGAUAAUAUACUUCCAUUUAUCAUUAUCGGUUGUGUAGCGAUUGGAUCCAUUUGUAUUCAUUUUCUUGUAACAUUUAUUCUAAGAAGAGUUGCAACUAAUUCUGGAUGGACUUUUGAUCAUGAAAUUGUUAAACAUUGUUCAAAACAGACUCUUUUCAUGUUUCCGGUUGUAUCUAUUCUUAUAUCAACCUCAUUUUUCCCAGACGUUGACCCAAACAUAAUGAAUCCAAUUCGUCACUUUUUAGUAAUAUCUUUAAUAAUAUUUGCUACGUGGGCUGCAUUUGGAUUUGUAAAAGCUUCAUCAAUUACCAUAGCCCGAAAUCACUUCUUUAGAUCCCGAAAAUCACAAACUCAAAUCAUAGUCACCACCAGAGUCGCUUACGGCAUAGUUGGUUUAUUAAGUGCUGCUUGUGUAAUUUUAACUUUUCCACAGGGUUGGGAACUUGGUGCAAGUUUAUUGGCCAGUGCUAGCGUUACCGCCUUAUUUAUUGGGCUUGCGGCAAAACCUUCUUUAGAGAAUUUGAUAGCAUCUUUGCAAAUUGCUUUGACUCAACCUCUAUUAUUGGAUGAUUAUGUCGUUAUAGAUGGUUUUGCUGGAACUGUUGAGGAAAUUAAAUCUCAAUAUAUAGUAUUGAGAAGUUUAGAAGAAAGACGAUUUAUAAUCCCAUUAUCUCGUGUGACUACCUACACUUUUCAAAAUUGGUCCCGCACAAAUGAAAGCAUAUCCACAACGUUUAAUUUAUUUGUUGAUUAUGGUAUUCCACUUGAAGAUUUGAGACAUCAAUUUUUUAGCCUUGUAGAAAAAAAUGAUCGUUGGGAUAGGAGAGAUGCUUCUUUAAAUAUUUCGGAGGCUAAAGAAAAUUCAUUGAUGUUGGCGGGUACCAUCGAAUACAUAGUGACUACAUAUCCGCAAUAUCUUCCUCGAGCACGAUCUGAGCAUGUACCAUCACGAACCGGUGUUGAUAGCAUGAAAAAAGUUGUUCCAAAAAUGGACGAAGCAAUUAUUUUAUAA